AUGCCAAGGUCUUUCCUGGUGAAAAAGGUCAAACUGGAUGAUUUCUCCAACGGGGCGGAUCUGGAGAACGCCUACCGGCACAGGACAGACCUCAGCCUGCGGCUCCAUGACAAAGCUGGUUACAUCAGUGACUACAUCAGCCCUGUUGUGUAUGAUGGUGAGAGCGACAGUGGGAUCAAGGUGCCCUCUCCCGAUCCCCUUUACGAUGGCAUCCACAGUGACUACGGGGCUCCUGACUCUGAGUCUCCUGACAGCCCAGGCUCAGAAAUCACCGAUGGCUACAUCAACGGAGAUGCUGCGGUGAGUGAGGGUUACACGGUCGAUGCCUUCUUCAUCACCGACGGCCGCUCGAGGAGGAAAGCGCUCGGCAGCCCCAGGAGCAUUCAGAGGCACACCUGCAACGAGUGCGGCAAAACCUACGCCACGUCUUCCAACCUGAGCCGGCACAAACAGACACACCGCUCGCUGGACAGCAAGCUGGCAAAGAAAUGUCCGACCUGCGGUAAGGUGUACGUGUCCAUGCCCGCCAUGGCCAUGCACCUGCUCACUCACGACCUCAAGCACAAGUGUGACGUGUGCGGGAAAGCGUUCAGUCGACCUUGGCUUUUACAGGGCCACAUGCGCUCCCACACGGGAGAGAAGCCGUUUGGGUGUGCCCACUGCGGGAAGGCCUUUGCAGACCGCUCGAACCUGCGCGCUCACAUGCAGACCCACUCGGCCUUCAAGCACUUCAAGUGUAAACGCUGCAACAAGACCUUCGCGCUCAAGAGUUACCUGAACAAGCACUAUGAGUCUGCCUGUUUCAAAGGCCCCUUCUCUCCUCUCGGCCCCCUAGAUGCAUGA
Xiphias gladius (swordfish) is the source of this 843-nucleotide messenger RNA. RefSeq names its product transcriptional repressor scratch 1-like. Bases 1 to 843 code for a protein of 280 amino acids. Lineage: Eukaryota; Metazoa; Chordata; Actinopteri; Istiophoriformes; Xiphiidae. Gene Ontology annotation, biological process: regulation of DNA-templated transcription. Gene Ontology annotation, molecular function: DNA-binding transcription factor activity, RNA polymerase II-specific; RNA polymerase II cis-regulatory region sequence-specific DNA binding. The record is from RefSeq and is a predicted model, not a curated record. The transcript has 2 exons.